Miscanthus lutarioriparius is the source of this 744-nucleotide messenger RNA. NCBI's taxonomy places the organism in Eukaryota, Viridiplantae, Streptophyta, Magnoliopsida, Poales, Poaceae. The record is from the annotation of a GenBank genome assembly.
AUGGAGAAUGAUUGUGAUUAUCAAGUGCUUCAGGUGGUUGUCUUCGUCUCCGGCUCUAGAAGAGUACUUGCCACCUCUGCUAGGAUUGGUGGAAGAAGAAGAAAACUUCCAGUAGAUCUAGCAGAGGGAAAUCUUAAAGCUCUUAGCUUGCAAGGUCUUGGUCAGGGGGUUGAUAUGCAGCUUGGACUAGCAAUUGAGAACCCAAAGGCAACAUUAGCAGUAAAACGACGCUUAGCUUGCGAGAUGAUCAAAUGCUGGAAACAUGUUAAGGAUAGCAUCCCAGAGCUUCCUUUGUCAGAUGGAUGGGGGAGAAAACAUGCUCUAUUUGUAAAAUGGAGAUAUGUUGAAGCGAAGGCUGUAGCAUACUAUUUCCACGGAUUGAUUCUUGAUGAGGGGGAGACUGAAAAAUCACAAGAGACGGCCAUAGCUGCUCUGCAAUCAUCAGAAGAGUUUAUCAAUGAGAGCAAACGGGCUUAUGAGGCCUUCCACACAGCUCCACCAACAUCAAGAAGUCCAUCUGCUUUUGGAACCACCAAAUAUCUCUUGGACAUGAUACCAAAAGAUGCAAAGAGCAAGUUCCAGAGCUACCAAGAUCUGAACACACAAAAAGGAGCGUUGAACAUAGGAGUCAGCAAGAUCACUGCAACACCGCCUCCAUUGCCAGAUUUUCCAUUGGCUCUAAACCCCGAAGAUUAUGAGCUUCCUCAUUCGGAUCCAUUGCAGAAGGGAGCUAACCAUGGAUAA